CCUCAACUCUAAUAUUUGUCCACAUUAAUAUGUUUGAACCAAUCCAGUCCACUAACCCAGCUCAGCCUUACCUUUCUCCUCUAUCUUUUAUAUGAUUUUAUGUUAUUUUCCGUGCUUUUAGAAUACGUAAUUAAUAAAUGACAAAAAAAAUAAUUCCGUGUGUGAUGCCCCAAGACCCUAUUUGAUUUUGUCCACUCUCACAAAAAUUCUUGACUCUGGCCUUGCCUAACACGUCGUCUAAACCGACCUAAUUUUAGGUAAGUUCGUGAAAUCUUUUACAGUAUAAAUGGGUGUGCAUAGCCUAGAGAUGCAUCAGUUUUUUUGGCCAGUUUUGAUGGACUCAUCCAGAGUAACUCUUCGUCCAUUCAAGCUCUCCGACGUCGAUGACUUUUUAAAAUGGGUUAGUGAUGACAGAGUGACUCGCGACGUGAGAUUGAACACCAUGACUAGUCAAGAAGAAGCACUGGCAUACCUUGAAAAAGUCGCGAUCCCUCACCCAUGGCAUCGAUCCAUAUGUGUAGACGACCGUUCAAUCGGAUGCAUCUCGAUCAAGCCGGAAUAUGGUGAGGAAGAUGAGUGUAGAGCACAAGUUGGCUAUGCGUUGGCGACGGAGUAUUGGGGGCAGGGGAUAGCGACAAUGGUAUUGAAGACGGCUGUGUCGAAGGUGUUCCACGAAAUGCCUGGCUUGGUGAGGCUUCAGGCUUUUGUGGAUGUAGAGAACAAGGGGUCUCAGAGGGUGCUUGAGAAGGUUGGGUUUGCAAAGGAAGGUUUGUUGAGGAAAUAUGGGUAUUGUACAGGUAAAAUCAGAGAUGUGAUUAUCUACAGUCUCUUGGCAACUGAUCAGGUUAAUUAAAUGAUAAUAAUCUUGUUGUGAAAAGAAAAAAAAAACCAUUGUUCUUGAUGGGCUAUACAUGACAAUGGGCAUCAGAAAUUGGGCCUUGAUGGGCUAUAAUGAUUUGAGGCCCAUAAUAUUUAUCAUGUUCUUUUGACGGUCCUACUCC
Molecule: messenger RNA, 1001 nt
Organism: Tripterygium wilfordii
Lineage: Eukaryota; Viridiplantae; Streptophyta; Magnoliopsida; Celastrales; Celastraceae
Exons: 1
Coding region: 287-853 (188 amino acids)
Molecular function (GO): acyltransferase activity, transferring groups other than amino-acyl groups
Source: RefSeq, a predicted model, not a curated record